Molecule: messenger RNA, 8185 nt
Organism: Hirundo rustica (Barn swallow)
Lineage: Eukaryota; Metazoa; Chordata; Aves; Passeriformes; Hirundinidae
Gene: MKI67
Product: marker of proliferation Ki-67
Exons: 16
Coding region: 141-7673 (2510 amino acids)
Biological process (GO): regulation of mitotic nuclear division; regulation of chromosome segregation
Cellular component (GO): nucleus; chromosome
Molecular function (GO): protein binding
Source: RefSeq, a predicted model, not a curated record
GGGGCCGGCGCGCGCGGGAAGGGCUCAGUCGGCGUCGCGCCGUGCCGGGAGCGCGGGGGGGCGUCGGACGCCGCCACACGGGGCCCCUCAGCGGCCGCCAGCGCUCCGGCAGAGCCAGGUAAGGUUCCUUACAUCCGAAGAUGCCACGCUACGGGAGAAUCGUUGUCAUUAAAAGGAAUGGGACUGAUGGAAUCGUUUUUCCACUCAACUCAACUUCUUGUUUAUUUGGAAGGAAAACGGAAUGUGACAUCCGCAUGCGGCUGCCCUGGGUGUCCAGCGAGCACUGCAAAAUCGACAUCAACGAGAACAAGGAGGCAGUCCUGACUAACUUAAGCGCGGUGAACCCCACGCAGCUGAACGGGGCUUGCUUUGAGCAGCCCGUUCCCCUGAAGCACGGAGAUGUGUUAACCAUUAUCGAUCGUUCUUUCAGGUUUGAACAUCCUCUUCAAUCAACUCCGAAAAAGAGGCGUUCCAGGUCUCCAAAAGAUGAAACUCUGCAGGUUCUUCAUGUUCAGCAGGUGGCAGAAGUGGAAAUAUUACACAAACAAACUUCAGGAGCUAAAAGUCUUGAGGCUUCAGAGAAUGCAGAGUGUGAAGAAAAAAAUGCCAAUAAAAAUAAACAAACUCCAGAGGAAAAUCUUCCCAAAGCUUUCCCUGUCAAAGUCCGAACACCCAAAUCUUCACAGAGAAUACAUCAUGUUCUUAAAAAGCAAGAUGAAAUGUCUCCCUUUACUAAACUCUAUCAAAGUCUGAAAAAUGAGCUGAAAGUGGAAAAACCUCUGCCCAGGGGAUCUGCCUCUCAGCAAGCUGCAAAAGGAGAUCCUGGGAGUGUUCUGCCGGAUCCAAGCGCUCCCAUUCCGUCCCUGGGUUGUCCUUUUGAUCUGGGCAGCCCAGCUGGAGGAAAGGAAACAGGCAGGGUGGGAAAUAUUGAAGAAUGCAUCAUUGUGAGAAGAGAAGGAAUCAGCCCAGGGUUUAACCAGCUCUCAGCACCUGGAAGAAGAACUCCCAGGAAGAGCUUGGCCAGGAGGUCUCAAAUUCCCAUUUCAAAGGAGGUGUCAGGAGACACCGGUCAGAGUCCAUUGCAGGAGCUAAGGACACCAGGCCGACCCAAAGGCGCUGCAGUUACACCCAAACCCAGCAAGGAGAACUGCAGGGAUUCCCUGGUUUUGCGGGAGCAGUGCUCCAUAGAAAAGUUGGAUUGUCCUGCUAAAGGGCCAGCGUGCAGCUCCACAACCCCCGUGUCCCGUGUUGCUGAAGGAGGUAAAUGUGUGCUGAACACACCAGCGCCCAGGAGGAAGAGUCCUCGCUCUCUUUUCGUGUCACCUCCCGAAGAAACCACUGGAAUAAAUCCUGGUACUCCAAGGACCCCACGGCGUGGGUCGCUGAAACUGAAGUCACUUCCAGAAAUCCCAGCUGGAGCACCACAGGAAGAUCCAGUGUGCAGAAUGGAUAACGCACAGCUGCCUUUGCCAGAUGACAAAUGCUUAAAGCAACGACGGAACAGCAGACAACAAACACCAGGAAAACCUGUCCAAGAAGUUCUGAAAGAAAUCUGGGAUCAGGCAAACCUGGAUAACGUGAAGGUGGGACACUGUGAAACCCCUGCCUCUCUCCCUAGUUCCAAGAGUCCCAGAGGAGACAGCAGGGAAAGUAAGGAAUUCUUGGACAAAAGUGCCCAUUCAGAGGCACUGGCUUCAGAAGGGAUGUUGGCAUCUCCAGCUGGUCAGACCCCUGGAAGGAAGAGGGGAAAGCCAAGGACCUCUGGAGUGCUGGCUGAAACAGCCCUGGAGACAAACACUGCUCAGAAACACCCCAGUUCAGGUAGAAAAGCCACUGGAACUCCAGCAGAGCUGGCCACGGACAGGUGUCACCAAAAUCAGGAUCUGGAAGAUGCCAGUGCUACAAGACCUCGGAGACCAUCAGCCAAGAGAUCUCCUGGAAAUGCUGCUGAGCUGAGAGACACUGAGCCUGGCUCAGAAACCAAACCUUUUGGCCUCUUGCAUGGAGGAGACUCAGGCAAGACAAAAAGAAUCUCUCAGAAGAGGAAAAGCGGUGAAGCGCUCCCUCAGACUUUGGGCAAAAGAAAGAGAGUGUCUUUUGGUGGUCAGCUGAGUCCAGAACUCUUUGAUAAAAGUUUGCCUCCCAACUCUCCCCUGAAGAGAGGAGCUCUCCCUGCCAGGAGGAGUUUACCCAAUGGAAACUCUCCUCGGGCUGUGCUCAAAAAGGCUCAGGUCUUGAAGCACUUGAUAGAUCAGGAAGAAAAGAAGUCACCCAAAAACUCACCAGCCCAGCAGUCCCCAGGUGCCUCAUCCCCUGUCUCAAGGAAGGCAACACCCCAAAUCCCUGCAGGCUCUCCAGCCCCCUUCAGGAAAGGGCGUUUCUCCAUCUCCCGGCCCCCCACACCAUUCCCAAUUGCAGAGGAGAAGGAUGCUGGCACAGAAGACAUGGAUCCAGAGGGGAAAAGUGGUGUGCAAAGGAAAACACCAGAAUCUGCUCCUGCUACCCGAGAUGCCAAAGCCUCGGCGGCAGUGACAGCUGCCAAGACAGCCAGAGGUGCCCAGCUGGGUGUGAAGGGCUCUGCCAUGAAGAGCAGAUGUGGGGCUGUGGCUGUUAUCAGUGCCAAGAGGAGAAGUGGUGCCUCCAGUGCCAAUUUAUUGGUUGCAAAAUCUUGGGCAGAAGUGGUAAAAUUGGGAGUUGCAAGACCACAGUCAAAACCUGCUAAAAAAAGUGUCCGUAAAGGAAGAGCCCUGAAGAGAAGAAACCACCCACCAAAGACUCCAGAGAAGAAAAUAAAAGAUGACUUCAGCACAGGUCAUGCAGAGUCACCUGCUACCAUAGUUGUAGGUAGAGCUUAUUCCACCACGGUCAGGUCAGCUGGACACGUCCCUAAAGUGGUAAAAAAUCCCAAGCUGAAGCUGAACAUGGAUAUGGAUGAAAGCUUCACAGGAAUGCCUGAAGUAUUCCGAACUCCAGAAAAUCCGGGAGGAGAAACAUUUCCUUUGGCUGCUGCUCAGGAUGCUGAUUUUACACCACCGUGGUCUGCGGGGGACAUUUCUGACUUGCACACUCCUGAGGAAUCUGGAGAGAUGAUGGUGUCACCACUAAAUAAUUUGGAUGCUUCAGAGCAGAAGCAAGAGAGUCCAGGCAUAUUCUGCUUUCUGAGAGAGGAGUCAUCUCCAUCUAUGUUUGAUGAAACAGCCACAAAAACUCCUGAAAAAAGAGAAGCUGUGCACGACGAUAGUGUGGACAGUUUGGCAAUAAUUCCAGAAAAACCAGCAUCUCUGGUGAAAUCGGGAAGAAAAAGGAGGACUCCAAAGCAGAAGUUAGAGCCAGUUGAGGUCAAGUCAGGCAAAAGGAAGAUUUUAAGGACCCCUGAGCAAAAGGUGGAAGCAGGAGAGGUUUUGUCAGGUAUCAAGAGGCUCAUGAAGACUCCAAGGCAGAAGCCUGAGCCUGCAGAGGCUUUGUCAGGCAUCAAGCAGCUCAUGAGGACCCCAAAGCAGAAACUGGAGCCUGCAGAGUCUUUGUCAGGCAUCAAACAACUCUUGAAGACUCCAAAGCAGAAACUGGAGCCUGUAGAGUCUUUGUCAGGCAUCAAACAACUCUUGAAGACUCCAAAGCAGAAACUGGAGCCUGUAGAGGCUUUGUCAGGCAUCAAACAACUCAUGAAGACCCCAAAGCAGAAAUUGGAGCCUGUAGAGUCUUUGUCAGGCAUCAAGCAACUCUUGAAGACCCCAAAGCAGAAAUUGGAGCCUGUAGAGGCUUUGUCAGGCAUCAAACAGCUCAUGAAGACCCCAAAGCAGAAACUGGAGCCUGUAGAGUCUUUGUCAGGCAUCAAACAGCUCAUGAAGACCCCAAAGCAGAAAUUGGAGCCUGCAGAGGCUUUGUCAGGCAUCAAACAGCUCAUGAAGACCCCAAAGCAGAAAUUGGAGGCUGCAGAGGCUUUGUCAGGCAUCAAACAGCUCAUGAAGACCCCAAAGCAGAAAUUGGAGCCUGUAGAGGCUUUGUCAGGCAUCAAACAGCUCAUGAGGACCCCACGGCGGAAGGCAGAACCAGUGGAGCACCUGUCUGGCAUUAAGCAGCUCCUGAGGACCCCACAGCAAGAGCUGGAACCAGUCACAGAUGAAAUUGCCUUGAAAAGGUUGCUGGAGACUCCAGUAGAGAGCAGGGAAGCAGUAAAAGCUCUGCCAGAUGUGACUUCAACCAGGAAAACCCCAAAGCUGAAAUCCCAGCCCGUGGAAGACAUGGUUGGGAUCAGCCGCAUUUUCCAGACGCCGAAGGAAAAGGUUGAGCCUAUAGAUAACAUGUUUGGAAUUAGCAGAUUAAUGAAGUCUCCUAAGGAGAAAUAUCAACCAGUUGAGGAUUUUGUGGGACUGCAGAGGCUCAUGGCAGAGCCCAGGCAGAAAUCUGAUUCUGAAGUGGACUAUGCUGGAGUGACUGAAAUGUUUGGUACCCCAGAGGAAGUAAAGGUCAGAUCAGUAAAUGUUAUGGAUUCUCAGGAAGAAAUUCCACCUCCUGGUUCUAAUUCCAGUCAGAAACAUGAAAAGAAAGGAAACGUUUCCCAAGGUGAAGAUUCUCAAGAGAAGGACUCCACUGGUGAAGAGCAGCAUACCCAGAGACCAAGAAGGGGCAGACCAAAGAGGGCUGUACCUCCUACUGCAGCAAAGCCAAGUGGAAAUGGUGUGAGUUUAAAGGAACUGCAGAGUCCUGAUACCCAAGAGGAGAUGGGAGCGAUCACACCUGAAAACAAGGGAAGAAGAGGAAGGAGGGCAAAGCGUUACGUGCAAGAAGUGGUUCCAAAGCGCCCAGAUCAAGAAGGGCUUGACACUGUUUCACCUGUGGAACCAGCUGGAGCUGCUCAGAGACCAGGAAGAGGUCAAAGGAAAGAGCUGAAGGAGUUAAAACAUCCAAAUGAAAAUCUUGAGUCUUGUGUUGAAGAUUCUUCAGUUGUACCUGCAAAUACCCAACAGAGUUUGCAGGACUGUGGCAUCAAUGAAACUGAAGACGAUCCAGGCACAAAGACAGGAGCCGGAAACACUCAGAAUGAAAUCUGUCAGCUGCAAACAGGUUUAAAUAAUCCUGAUAGCAAAGCUAAUGACAGUGGGAUAGAGGACAGUGAAGAAGUGCUCCUGUCACCGAGGAGGAGGCGCAGAGGAGCGGAGAACACAGAACCAGUGAUUCCACCAAAAAGAGGGAGACGAGCAAGGAAUGACCGAGGUAGAGCAGCUUCUCCUGGAGACCUUUGUGCAACAACCAGAAAGCUUCGUAAAGACCCAUCCCCAAAGGCUACCCAACGACAGGAACAAGCUUGUUACAAAGCUCCUGAAGCUGUCACAGCACAGGAAUCUGAAAAUGACACUAAACUUGAACUGAAGGCAACAGAUACAAGAGUUAAGUCUUUUAGAAGUACUAGAAGCAGAAAGUGCUCAGAUGAAAUAAAAGCAGGCACUCGUGAGGUCACACUUGAAAAUACACAAAGCAUUCAGAAAACUGAGGAAACAUCAGCUGGAACUGAUGCCGAAACACAAUCCCACAUGAAAAAUGAGAUUAAAGGAACUCAGGGAUGUGAAACAGAAAAUGCUCAGGAAAAAACAACAGAGGCAGCUCGAAGAUUAAAGGCAGAGUCACCUUACGCAGGGACAAACAAAAUGCCAGUCAGUGCUCAGAAAGUGGAAGCAAACAGGGCUAGACACAGGAGAGGCAAAAUAGACUCUUUGGAGCAAAAAGCUGAUGAAUUUACUGAAAAUGUGAAUGGGCUAAAGCCAAUUAUUUCCAAAUUUAAGUCAGAAACAGAAGUGGAUGAAUCUUCUCUCCAGAGUUCCGUGGGCUCUGUCUGUGUCAGUGCAGCCGAAGCCAGGAAGGAGCAGCCCAGCCCGGGUGCCACAUCAGUCCCUGCUGCAGGCAGUGCCAGUCCUGCUCAGGGCAGUCAGAGGAGGACGAGAAAAGAACAGGGAAUACUUAAAGCAAAGCAAACUGAAAUCCUGCGGGGGGAUCCAGCACAAGGAAACGCAGGGAUGUGUAGAAGAGGAAGAGGUAGAAAAGUUAAUUUUCAGCUUGAGGAAGGCAGUUCCAAAGCGGUUGAAGGAAAAACUUUACCUGGGGAUGAUGAAGGGAUGGCUGAAAAAGAUAAUCAGCGUGGGAAUUCCGAAAAUCCUUCUUCACAGGGAAGGAGGGGCAGAAGAAAGCAACUUGAUUCCACCCCACAAGAAGCUGGUCAUGCCCUUAUGGAAAAACAAACACUAAGUGCAGAUCACAGGAAAGAUGAAGCUGUUGUUACAGAGCAAGGAUCAGCUUUGGAAGCUGCUCCCUCUUCAGCAGAGGACAAUCCACCGAGACGAGGGAGGAGACGCGAGGCGGCUGCGGCAUCACAGACCAGAUCUCCUUCCGUCAGAACGAGACGGGGAGUGCUGGAAGGUGAUGCUAAAAAGGUGGCAGAGAGAAAAGAUGAAAUUCCAGCUCUGGGUAAUAAAACUUCACAGGCAAAAGUGAAUGCAUCAGCAAGGGACAGAAGGAGAAAGAUGGAUCCGGCAGCAGAGGCCACAGGUUCAGCUCCUCUCCAGGGAAAAUGUGGCUUGUCAGAAAUUAAAGGUGAGGGUACUCAGGAAGAACAAGGUGUUCCUUUGGAAGCAGUGUCCUGUGCAAAGGAGAAGCCACCAGGAAGGGGCAGAAGGAAAGAAACUACUCUGGCAUCACACGCAACCAAUUCCAUCUCCCUUCGAGGGAAACGCGCGUUGCCGGCAGGUGAUGGAGAAGAAGCUCCCAAAGAAGCGCAGAAUGUUCCCUUGGAAACUUGUGAUCCAUCUGGAAAAGAAAAUCAUCUGAGACGAGGCAGGAGGAAGGAAAUUGCCCCCUUGAUAGAAGCCAAAAGUUCUAUUCAGGGAAACCAGGUCCUGUCAAAGCAGGGUAGUAGAAGAAAUAACAAUAGGGAAGCUAAACCAAGUUUGGACAAUUCUUCCCAAGAAAAUAAGGAUCUUGUAAAAGGGAGCUCGAGGCAAGCAACAAUUUCUCUGGCUCUUAGUCCCACCUCACUUCAAGGUUUGCCAGAAGAUGGUAAAGACGGAAUUCCUGAAGAACAAAGUAAACUUUUGGAAGUAGCUCCACCUACAAAAGAAAAUCCAUCAAGGGUGGGCAGGAAGAAAACAACUUCUUCCACUUCUGAAGAAACAAUUUCCACUUCUCUCAGGGGAAGACCCAACCUGCCCAGAGGCAGAGGUCAGAAGAGGAUUCUUAAAGAGCAUGAGGAUGCAUCUCCAGAAAAUAAUCCAUGCCAGGGAAGAACAAGGCAGCUGAGGAAUAAUAGGAGGAAGGUGGAAUUCCCAUUGGAGGCAGCUAGUUCUACUUCUCCUCAUAAAAGCAGUGACUUGCCAGAAAAUGGCGACACUCUGGAAACUCAGGAUUUGAGCGGAGCAUCCACUGGUUCUGAAGAGAAUCAGUCUGGAAAAGGCCAGGAGGGUGACCCCGCUCCACAAGCAGCUCCCACCUCUCGCAGAAGGAAAUGCCAGCUGCCAGCAGAGGAUGUGGCACCCAAAAAGUUAAAAUCAGGGAAUGGUGAAAAUGGCUCCCUACAAAGAGGAAGAAGAAACAAAACUAAACUUGGAGAAGAGGAUGCAAGGGCAGCUCAGACCACUGGAGGGAUGGAGAGGAGGACGAGAUCCAGCACAAGAACAAGGAAAUAGCCUCGAGUCCCAGAACCAGUUUUUAAAUCAAUUCAGUAAUUCCAGUUGCAGGAUUUUUUUUUAUAUGUGAAUUGAUUUGCACUCAGAUUUUAAGCUCAGAUUCUUGCUAAUUCUAUGGUUGCUUUACAAAAUCUAUUUCUCAAUGUGUUUACAGAUAGAAGGUAGAUAUUUCUUUAGUAGCUUUGCAAAUAUGUGGUGGUUCUUAAACCAUGGGGUGCUUGUGCAAAGCUGCCAACAUAAAAUAUAUUCUGUUAUACCAGUGUUUCUCCCCUUUUUCAUGUUGAUCAGUGCAGCAAUCAGGAAGCCAUAUUACUGCCAGCUAAAGCUGUUUUCUGCUGAAAUUUCCCUUUGCUUAAGUUUUAUUUUUUUUGUCGGGAGUUGUGUAAAUAUUCUUUUUAAAAAAAUAUAUAGUUGUAUUAGCAGAAGUAUUACGCUAAAUUUUUUAUAAGCUUUUUUUUUAAAAAAAUGAAGCUUGUAUUGAGAAGUGCAGAUUUUGAAGUCAUUAAACUUGU